Molecule: messenger RNA, 2924 nt
Organism: Fusarium verticillioides 7600
Lineage: Eukaryota; Fungi; Ascomycota; Sordariomycetes; Hypocreales; Nectriaceae
Exons: 1
Coding region: 243-2423 (726 amino acids)
Source: RefSeq, a predicted model, not a curated record
CGACAGAACUAUGUCCCUUUCAGGCAAGUGCACUAGUUACUAAGGUAGGUAACUCACGUCAAGUGCAAGGCACUCAGUCAUCUUGUCAAGGCAGCCCGCAAGGCGUUAAGUUAGAGCCUCCCUUUCACCCAACUCUUUCACAGCCCCAAGUUAACAUCGGGCCCUUUCUUUCAAUCUCGAAUACACGUCAUCUCAUCAUAUAAUCGUCUUGGAUAAGAGCACUGUAUAUUGCUGCUGGAAAUAUGGUCCGAACCCCUUAUUACGGCGGCAAUCAUCCGCCUCCCCUAUUCAUCGCUGAGCUCGACAGCGAGCCAGGACGUCCCGGUGAUGCCCCAUCUCAUCAUAGGCCAGAUGGAACACCCGUGUUCGAGAUGAGCGGCGAGCCAGUGCUUCCGCAGCAUGGUCAAGAUGGAAAUCAAUCUAGUACUUCUCAUAAUGGCCCGUCGUCCCUCCAUUCUCCGGGUGCGUCCAAACCAACACAACAAGGCCAAGAGGACCAGAACAAGCAAAGCAAAGAUACACCCACUGCAUCCCAAUCUGUCAUGGCCAAUCCCUGGGCAUACUUCGGACCCGAAUCUUCGGAUGGUAAGCCAAAAGAGACGCAACGACCCCAGACAGACAACCGCCAGCCAUCGGAGCCAGUGUACAGACCCUAUCCUGGCGAUAGCAAUGACAGCCCCCCAGAGGUUCCUCAUGGCACACGGCCGUCCACCAAUCCUUCAAGCCCAGUCCUCAAGAAUGAGGACCAUGCCUUCUAUCCUGCUCCGUUGAAGCUUGCCCAUCGUCCUGCCAAUGCAACUUCCCCUCCUGCCUUCAAGGCGUAUGUUCCUCCAGUGGCCCAGGCUUCAUCUGAUUUGGAACUCAAGCCUUUAGGCCGGCCUGAUAGGACCGACUCGCAGUCCCCGACGGCUCUAAAUGCAUAUCGACCAUAUAGACCACAUUCGACUCAGCCUCCUGCUUCACCUGUACUAACAUCCAAUACACAUCCUGCCACUUCGUCCCCUGAUCAGAAUGUCCCUCUUGCAUCACCUCCAAGCCCCCCGGAACAGCAAUCGCCCGGGACAGUUUCCCACCAAAUCACCUCCACAACAUCUCCGAGCCACACUCCAAACCCUCCAGCUUCGGGUGCCACCCUACCAAAGCCGGCUACCAGUCUUCCUACCUCCCCGAAGCCUCAGACGCAACCACAGUAUGGCAUCCCUAACGCGGCUCCAACUCAACCGGUGCCUCCAUCUACGUCGACCUAUCUUCCCUCGCCUGUGACCCCCUCAGUCCAGUUAUCCUCAGUCGUUUCUUCGCCAGCAACUCCUGCGACGAAUGCUGGAAUUCCCUUCACUCAGCCACAAUAUGCUGCUCACGUUGCUGUCCCGACGUACGCCCAGGCACCUUCAUCAGUGACAUCACCAGGUCCAUCUCAUCAUACUGGAGUGCCAUUUGCACAGCCGCAAUAUGGUACUCCGGUUCAAGCACAUAACUUUGGAUUAAGCCAUACCAACACAACCGUUGCACAAGCCCCGGCAUCUGUUAUGCCCACUUCGGCCAGUAACUUGUCACAAUCCACUCCGGCUCAGUUCAACUAUCGUGUGCAGCAGCCAACUUAUUCAACUCCAAUAGAACCAGUACAAAACACUUUAAAUCAAGCAUCCGCUCACCCACCCACACUUUAUCAACAACCAAUUGCUCCCGGGCCCAAUGUACAACAAACACCUGUGCAACAACCGAACACGAGACCGUAUGGUACACCGGUGCCGACAGUGAUCCCACAAUCACCCCCACCUCCAUAUGCGGCUCCGGACACCAGCUUUGGAGCUGGAUCACAACAAUCUGGACCAGCAAAUCCCACGAUUUAUCAACCAUCUCCAACCGGGCCUUAUCCUCCUCAGCCUCAGUAUUCAACCCAACCUACCUACGCUCCGACUACAAGUCCCCCCUUGCCAAAUCACCCGGGAAAUAGCCUACAACCCCCAGCGCUCCCUCCCAGGCCAUCUUCAUCGCAAGGCUUCGCUCCCACAUCAGGCUUCGGUUCAGGUCCUGCUGGUUAUAACCCUGCCAACUAUCCCCGUCCGCCACAAACAUAUUUCGCACCUCCUCCUGCGCUGCCACCACGGCCUGGCCUUGGAAAGCUAGCUGGUGGCGGAGGGAAGUUAUUUGGCAGCAGCUCCGCAGAUAAAUGGCUAAAGAAGACGGGCCAGGUAUUGGAAAGCACGUUGGCACCAUAUCUUCAAGGACAAUCAGGGCAAUCGGCAUCAUAUCGACCGGGCUCCAACGGUUUGCAAGGACAACAGGGACAACCGAUGCAGCAGGCACCAGGCCAGUAUCCCCCCCAAGGCCACCAUUUCCAUGCACCUCACUUGGCUCCUCAGUACAGAGGUGCUUCGGAAUCCGGACAUCCACCACAGGGACCCAGUGCACCAGGAUACUAAACGGUUUUGUCUAUAUAGCUCCCUUGAAAUUUGGUUUACUUUUGUGCCAUUCAGUUAGCUAUGGGACAACGAAUUUCAUAUGCAUUCAUGCCUUUAUGAUUAGCGAAAACAGGAGAGCGUAACCUUGGCUCCUAAGGUCGUCUGUGGCAUUUGUCUCCUUCGUUAUAAACACGAAGCACCUCAUCGAAAAUACGGCUUGACUCUACAGACAUAAACUUGCAGCUAUCAAAGGCGGUCAGUUGUGAUGUAAAGGAUAACAUACCAUACUAUAAAUUAUUAAUAGAAGGCGUAGAGCUUUCUUGUAUCUUCCAUUGGGCGAACUCAAAGCUGUGUAUCCGUACCAGCUGUAACAGAAUUCAAACAUACUUCUUGACUUUUACAUAACCACAGAGCGAUUUUACAGCUUCGUUCAUAAACCAGUGCUCGGUUUGAUCAGUAAAUAGAUGAUGCAUGCAAUUUAGUUAAUGAAAGAGAAAAUAGGAUCAUUCUGAGAAACAAGAG